Molecule: messenger RNA, 9357 nt
Organism: Chara braunii
Lineage: Eukaryota; Viridiplantae; Streptophyta; Charophyceae; Charales; Characeae
Source: the annotation of a GenBank genome assembly
GUCGAUUCACGGUCUGAGGAGUCAUCGCUUCCCGUCGGAAGACUGUCUGACGUGGCAGCCCUCCCGUUGGGACACGGUCUGGCCUGGAAGCGCUUCCCGUCGAGUCACGGUCUGACGUGGCAGCUCCAUCUGUCGGGUCACAGUCUGACGUGGCAGCCGUCCCCAUAGGGUCACGGCCUGACGUGGCAGCACGGGGAAGAUGAUGCAUCGUGGUGAGCGCCAUGUCAGCCGCGGCGAAGCGGGGGGCCCAGGACACAAGUGACUCAGAGAAUGGACUCGGUCAGCGGGCGCGAUCCGGACACAGUCGAGGUUUCUUGACUGGAACCGUGUCGGGAUCGACUCGUUGUCGUCAACAACAAGGUCGGAAGACACGUGGCUUUCGGGAAAGGAUCAGAUCUGUGUACAAGACACGGUUGUGGUGGGCUGCUGAAUCGGGGCAGAGAGCCACAAAGCAUCAAGACUUGGAGAUGGUUGUUUCAGGUGGACCUGCUAGCAAUGCCGAUGAAGAGACAGCAUCGCUUGUCUAUCGGCAGACAAACACUCCCAAUGGAUUGACGUCUAAAGGCCCUGAAGGGCCUAAACUGAAUUCUACAUCUCUGGGACUAAUCAUGUCAGUCGCUACAGCUGGAAUGAAAUGGGCAACUUGGGCAAACAUGAUUGGGAUUGUGCUGACUGUGGUAGGAUAUGCCAUCUUCACCACCUCCGUUCUGCUGACUGAAGAGGGCAAGCCCACGUCGAAGGCCAGCCAGUAUGUAAGAUAUCAUGAGUACUUCUUGACUGUUCAAAGCAACGACUCUGCAGCAGAGCAUCUGAAGGCACUUACUAAUAAGCCCCAUGUGGCAGGCAGGGAACAGAAUUUGAAAUUAGCUCAUCUUGUGGAAAAGACUAUGAAGAGCUAUGGCCUUCAGACACACAUUUCAGAGUAUGAAGUAUUGUUAAGUUAUCCCAUUUCCAGGAAGCUCUUGGUGGAGUCACCCAACAAAGAGCCGUACAACCCUCUGCUCAAGGAAAAGGAACUAGAUGAUUUCUCCGGAAGCCCAGAUAUCAUCCCUUAUUACCUUGCCUACUCUCCUAGUGGCAACAAGGUCAAAGGAGAGGUGGUUAAUGUGAACUAUGGGCGCACUGAAGAUUUCAAGAAACUUGAGGAGCUGGGUGUGAAUUGCAGAGGUGCAUUUGGCAUUGCACGGUAUGGGAAGAUCUUCCGUGGCAACAAGGUCUCAAAUGCAGCAAAGGCAGGGAUGAUCGCCCUCUUGAUUUAUAGUGAUAUUGUGGAUUAUGCUAACAACCAGUCAGAUGUUACUUAUCCAGAUAACCAAUGGCUACCAUCCACAGGUUACCACCAGAUUGAAAUCCAGCCUCAAGAUCGGUACAAGACCGCAUUCAAGACGCGAUACGGGCAUUUUGAGUGGGUUGUCAUGCCCUUUGGCCUCACCAAUGCCCCUGCAACUUUUCAAGCAGCUAUGACGACUGAGUUUUGCGACUUGCUCGAUCGCAGUGUCCUCAUCUACCUCGAUGACAUCUUGGUCUAUAGCAGGACGUUGGACGAGCACAUCACACACCUUCGCGCUGUUUUGAAUCGUUUGCGACUGGCCAAGUACAAAGCGAACCGCGACAAGUGCGAGUUCGCCAAGCAAGAGCUUGAGUAUUUGGGCCACUAUGUUACGCCGAAAGGCAUUCGUCCCUUAGCGGACAAGAUCCAAGCCAUCGUGGAUUGGCCGGAACCCCGUUGUACGACGGAUGUACGAUCUUUCAUGGGUUUGGCUGGAUACUAUCAGCGAUUCGUCGAGUCAUACUCGAAAGUGGCCGCUCCUUUGUCGASACUUCAGUCCCCGAAGGUGCCCUUCGAGUUCGACGACGCAGCCCGUGGCGCGUUCACUACGUUGAAGGCAGCRAUGCAAGCCGCACCUGCCCUCCGCAUAUACGACCCCACCCUACCCACCGAAGUGACUACGGACGCUUCGGGAUACGGUAUUGGUGCGGUGUUGGAACAGUGUCACGAGGACGGUUGGCAUCCGGUUGAGUAUUUCUCCCAAAAGGUGCCUCUCGUCAACACUCUCGACGACGCUAGGAAGAAAGAGCCACUCGCGUUCGUCACCGUUCUCAAACGGUGGCGCCACUUUCUUCUCGGACGUYGGCAUUUUGAAUGGAAUACGGACAACAAUCCGUUGACCUUUUACAAAACGCAGGACACAGUCACUAGCACGAUCGGUCGAUGGAUGUAUUACAUCGACCAGUUCGAUUUUGACCCGUGCCACAUUCCCGGUCCCGCCAAUCGAGCUGGGGAUGCCCUCUCACGACGACCCGACGUUUGUGCCAUUGUGACCACGGCAUUCGACAUCGAUGACGAUCUGCAGCCGCAUUUCGUCAAAGGCUACAAGUCCGAUCCGACUUACUCCACGCUAUAUGCAAAGCUCUUAUCGGAUCACCUGCCGGCUAGCCACUAUCGGAUUGCCGACGGGUUCCUUCUCCUUCACACGAGAGGAAAGGACUUGUUAGUCGUGCCCCAAGAUCGCAUCUUACGGACUCGUCUUCUCGACGAAUUCCACGACGCACGACUUUCGGCACACCUUGGCGUGAACCGCACAUUAGCACGCCUCUGCCAGCGUUUUCACUGGCCCGACGUCCUUCAUGACGUCACGAGGUACAUUGAGUCAUGUGCAGUUUGCCACCGUAACAAGGGUCGAUUUCGAGUCCCCUUCGGCGAACUGAAACCGUUGCCGAUUCCUCGGGCACCGCGCCUCUCCAUUGCUAUGGACGUGACAGGCCCGUUCCCCCGCGAUCGCCACGCCCAUGACGGURUUCUCACGGUCGUUGACCGUUUGAGCAAGUAUGCUCGCUUCCUUCCUUGCAAGUAUCAUGCUGCAGCGCCCGAGCUCGCACGACUCUUGCACACCGGUUGGAUUACCAACCAGGGUGUUCCGGAAGACGUAGUGAGCGACCGAGAUACUCGCUUCAUGUCAACCUUUUGGACCUUCCUCAUGGCUGAGUCCAGUACGACAAUGAAGCCGAGCUCGGCUCUGCACCCGCAGACGGAUGGCCAGACGGAGCGAGCGCACCAGACCGCUCAGAUGAUGUUGCGUACGCUCAUCCGUCCCGACCAGAAAGAUUGGGUUGACCGGCUUCCCGACAUCGAGUUCGCCUAUAACACUUCGGUGCACCCGGCAAUCUGUGUCACACUAUUCGAGCUACAUCAUGGUGGAGAGAAAGCACGGAUCUUCGCUGAUCUCCUUUUGCCACAGGCUGCCGACAUAGACGUCCCUUGCUCUCCCCCUUCCGUUCGGAAGUACCGGGACUUGCUGAUCAAAGCCCGCGCAAAUAUGCAAAAGGCUCAGAUCCGCAUGCAGCAGCAGGCUAACCGACGUCGACUUCCAUGUCCUCUCCGCGAGGGAGACCUUGUUUGGGUCCUCUCCGAGGAAUUUGCGCUCGAGCAGGACGUUUCGCGCAAACUCCUUCCGAAAUGGUUCGGACCAUGGGAAGUCACUUCUGCCGUUGGAGACGACCCCGCAGGUCCUUCCUUCGUGAUCAACAUUCCACCGCACCUUACAGUGCAUCGGGUCUUCCACACAUCGAAGCUGGCCAUCUACACGCCACCUUCAGUUGAUGAGUUUCUCGGACGUCGAUCACAGGAUCCGCCUUCCAUGGACGGAAAUCAGGAAGUGGACCGAGUCAUCACGCACCUCGAGUAUGGGAACGAGCCAAUGCAGUACAAAGUCACAAUUAAGCAAUGUGCACCUGACGACACUCGGUGGAUCUCUAGUGCAGACUUGCAGACUUCUGCACCCCUUAUCUUCGCCAACUAUGAGAAGACACGACUUGCCAAGGCAGCAGCUCGUCCCACCCGACCCAUCCCGGUAUCGGACAGACAACUCCGCCCUCGCAAUCAAAGGGGAUCAAUCUUCCUUGGUCAGGGUGAUCCUCAGACACCAGGUUGGGCAUCAACACAAGGAGCGGAGAGGCUAGAUAAGGAGAGUGUCAUAAAAUCACUGCCAUCAAUCCCGGCACUGCCAACCUCAUGGGUCACAGGAAAUCUUAUCCUUCAGCGUCUUACCGGUGAGCAGCCACCUGGCUGGACUCACAAGACUGGGAGAGGACCAGCUGAAGCGACCUUGGACCUUGAGAUGAAUUUGACAGCGGCAAAGAUAUACAAUGUCUUUGGAGUGAUUGAGGGUUCAGAGGAACCGGACAGAUACGUGCUUAUUGGUAACCACCGAGAUGCCUGGACUUUCGGAGCAGCUGAUCCAAAUAGCGGCACUGCGGCAAUGCUGGAGGUUGCCAGAAGCUUGAACAAAUUAAUGAUGAAGGGAUGGAAACCACGGCGGUCAAUCAUGUUCUGCAGCUGGGAUGCUGAAGAAUUUGGACUUAUUGGAUCAACAGAAUGGGUAGAAGAGAACCUAAACAUUAUCAGUGCUAGGGCAGUGGCAUACCUGAAUGUGGAUGUUGGAGUUUGUGGGCCCGAGUUCUUUGCAUCUGCGACUCCAACGCUUGACAACCUAUUUCAGUUUGCAACUGCUAAGGUGAAGGACCCGAAUGACCUGAGGCAAUCUGUCAAAGAGGCGUGGACAAGGGGCACACAAAGCAGCUCUGAAGUAAAAGUUGGACGACUGGGAGGUGGAGGCAGUGACUUCCAUGGCUUUGUCCAGACUGCGGGCGUGUCAUCAACAGAUCUUGGCUUCAGUGGAGGUCCGCUCCGGCCCGCUUGCGAUCUCUGCUCCCACUUCCGGCCUUCGAAGGGUAAAAACAGGGAUUUGGUUAGAAGGUGUGCGCAAGAGGGGGUUAGAGGCAUCUCGGACCUAGAGGUCGCUAACCUUGCAUUGGCCGCCAGUGAGGAGAAAAAACUAAGGGAUUCUUGGUGGACGGUAACCAGUGAGGAGUCGGAGGGGGAAGGUGCGGACGAGGAUUCUGGUGAGGGGAAGGAGGGAACAGAGGAGGAGAAGAGCUUGGGAAGUAACAGAGACAAUGGUGAGGAGGACGAGCCGGAGGGCUUGCGCCGGAUUACAAGGGGGGAGCGGGAAAGCUUGGUAGCCUUCACUGGAAGGUUCAAACGCUUAUCCCAAACCCUAGUGGAUAGGAGCAUGCUGUCUGAAGUAGAUAGGUGUGUGAUGUUCAUGCUGCACCUGCCCGAGGAAAAGAGGAAGGAGGUCCUUGAGAAGGCCCCGAGGGAUCCUGCAAAUUUCGAGAAAGUAGUCGAAGUGUUUUUCACAGGGGGAGGGGUAGACGUAAGAGAAUACAUGAAAGAGACCUUGGACAUGGCUCUCCGCAACAUGCGAGGGACACAGAACGAUGGUCCAAGGGGGAGCGAUAGACCACCACCGGCUCCACCUGGUCCCUGGUGGAAAGACCGGCUUGCCGGAUGGAGGAACGAAUCAAGUGGCCAGGGAGGUUGGAGGAAUGACAGGGAGAUAGGGGGGAAUCGUGGUUCCGAUUGGGGAAACUCCCAUUGGAAGGAUGUUAGGGAUGGAAGGUGGGGAUACGCCCCUCAAGCUAGGGCCCAAGGGCCGCGACCGGAGGUUAGAGCGCCACCACCUUCGGCACCACCACCACCGGCUCCACCUGCGCCUAUAGCGGCAACAGCACAAGGGGGUCCGCGCCCCAACAAUCCCCAAGCUCGGGCCGGGUGUGUCUACUGCAACGAGGAAAACCACAUCAAAAGGGACUGCCCUUAUCUCACGGAGGCGUUGAGAUUGGGAGUGGUCAAGUUGAAUGAAAACAAGUGGGUUGUGUGGGGAGAUAGCGGAGAGGCGGUCUCCUUCUAUCCAUCGAUGAAGGUGAACGUGGAUAAGAGGGUGGCCCUUCAAGAGGCUAGGUUGGGAAAGAAGUCGAAGGUCGGGGGCUCCUGCAGCGCGACUCACAUCCAAAUGGUGGAGUCACCGGGAGGGUUGUCCAUUAGGGAACCCCAAGUAUCCAGCAUCAAGUUCAUAGAUACCCAAGCCGAGGAGGAGAGGCCCUGCCUAAGGGUGAGGACACAGGUCGGGGCCGAGACAUCUGAGAACCAAGCAAGUGUGACGGGAAGUACGGAGGUGAAAAGCGGCAACAAUGACCAGCCAAUGACCGAUGCGAAAGCAGUGGAGGAAAAGAAAGAAGAGUCCACUUCGCCAAAAUCGCUCAAGAAAACGGGCCCCAAAAAGUUCGAAAUGAAGUGCACCCUGGAUGAGAUAGACACGGUAGCACCCCUUAGGCGAACGUUGAUGCAGCCCAUGCAGUGCACCCUUUUAGAGUACUUGGCCGCAAGCAAAAGUGCCAGAGAGGAGCUCCUAAGUAUCACAAGGAAGGUGAGAGUCCCGCUAGCGGUAGCGCCAACGGUGCCAGUGGAAGGUCCCGCCAAGGAAGAAGUGCAGGCCACCCGCAUUACCAUGGAGGAGCUGUCGGCCAAUUUCUUCUCGGGGGAAGAGGCCAAGAAGUUCUACGUGCUAGGGAGUGGUCAGCUCCAGGCGGUGGUAAGUGGGAAAAAGAUGAGGGCCUUAGUGGACAAUGGGUCCGAGUCUGCAGUAUGUAGGGACUCCAUCGCGCGAGAACUAGGCCUGGAGAUAGACCGAGGGGUGUGUAUGUCGAUGGUGGUGGCAGAUAACAAGCUGCAACCGGCGGAAGGGGUGUGUCAUAGCCCCGUGAUUGAGGUAGCUGGUGUGGAGGCCACGGUACCGAUCUUUUCGGUAAAAGAAUGUUCGUCCGAAUUAAUCCUCGGGAGGACUUGGCUAAGCGUUGUACAUGCAACCACAGUUGAUUUGCCGGAUGGAAGUCAAACUCUCUCGAUCCAAAGUCCUGAUGGAAUCAGAGUGGUCCUAAAGACCGUGGACGCGCAAGAUGAACGUAACCGGACCAGCCUUACUAGGCGCAAGGGGGCCAAGUCGAGGGUGUGUCGAGUCCGUCUAGAGGAAGUGCCCUUGACGGGUAGAGGACCCAAGGGGGACCAAUUGGAGAUCGAAGACGUGGGGGACAGGAUAGUAAUUAACGGCAUGGGGUACGAGAAGGAGGACGAGGGAGAGGAGUUCGGUGGCCGGGAUAGAACGGGGGAAGCUACGAUAUCGGAAGAGGAGAUAGUCGAUAUCAUCAGAAAGAGGAAAGAGACGGAGGGGCAAAGGAUAACGACCGAUAGACUGGCCAAAAUGGAUAUAGGAGAUGGGAAUCUCACGGAGAAAGAAAAAGAGUUCAUAGCAAUGACCUUAAGGGGCUGCGAUAAGGCCAUUGCCUUUGAUGACUCAGAGAGAGGGAGAAUCGACCCAAGGUAUGCGGAGCCUGCCCGGAUCCACACGGUCCCCCAUGUCCCAUGGAAAGAUAGGCCUCAAUGGAAGUAUGCUCAAAAGGAGAAAGAAGAGAUAGUGACCUUCAUCAAGGAAAAGAUCAGGACAUUCGUCGCGGAACCUUGCGAGAGUGCCUACUCCAAUAAGUGGUUCUUUCUGAGGAAGGGAGGUAGCAACAAGCUAAGAUGGAUCCAGAACCUCCAAAGGACCAAUGCAGUCACCAUAAGAGACGUGGGGUCUAUACCUGAGGCCGACUUGCUAGCGGAAGGGUCAGCGGGUCGCUCGAUAUACUCUAUUUGCGAUCUCUUCUCAGGGUACGACGAGAUUCCCYUAGAUUACAGGGACAGGCACAUGACCGCCAUGCAUACACCCUUAGGGCUGGUUCAAAUGAUGGUGGUACCGAUGGGUUGGACGAAUGGGGUAGCCGUGUUCCAAAGGGCCAUGAUCGUGGUCCUCAAGGAAUUCAUACCGGAGAAGGUAGAGGUCUUCCUGGAUGAUUUUUCGAUAAAAGGGCCGGUCGAGCGGGAUGAGACAGAGGUUUUCCCGGGGGUUAGAAAGUUUGUGGCCGACCAUAUGAAAGAUGUCAGAGACGUCCUUGAGAAACUAGACGACGCGAACCUCACGGUAAGCGGGACUAAGAGUCGCUGGGGCGUAUCCUCCAUCAAGAUAUUAGGGUUCAUUUGCGAUAAAGAGGGGCGGAGGCCCGAUCCCGAGAAACUAGUAAAGUUGAUGACUUGGCCAUCGCCACUCAAAUCCAUAACGGAGGUCCGACAGUUUCUAAGGGUUGUGGGCUACUGGCGAAUCUUCAUAAAGGCCUAUGGAGAAAAGGCGGAACCCCUUAGAAGACUCCUCAGGAAAUCGGAAGGAUGGGUUUGGGGAGAAGAACAAACUGUGGCCAUGGAAACCUUGAAAGGGGAAUUCCGCGAAGGUGGAGAAGUCCUAGGAGUCCCGUUUUUUGAAGACGAAGAGAGUCGUCCGUUUAUAGUAUCCACGGACACUGGACCUCACUCGGUGGGGGGUCUCCUGUCACAAAAGGAUGGGGAAGGGAGAGAGAGACCUUUGCGAUUCGAGAGUCGUACCUUGAACCCAACAGAGAGAAAUUAUAGCCAAUUCAAGAAGGAAGUGUUGGGGGUACUGCAUUGCCUAAAAGCCUUUCGUCACUACCUGUACGGACGACGAUUUCUCCUAAGGGUGGACCCGACGGCAGUGGCCGCGGUCCUCCAAAAGGAUUUCUCAUUGACGGAUCCGACCAUCGCACACUGGAUGAUCCAUAUCAGGCUUUAUGACUAUAGGGUCGAAAGGAUAUCGGGGACCAAAAACCAGGUCGCCGAUGGAUUGUCCCGGCUUCCUAUUCGAGAGGAGGACCUGCCUAAGCUUAAGAAGGAAGAAGAGGCAAUGGCCGAAGAGGCAAUAAUGAAAGUCGCCGCAAAUAGAGCGCAAAUAGUUGGGGGCAGCCGAGGGGAAGAAGGGGGCCCAAGGACCUUUCUCGCGAAUCUCUACGACGGAAAGUACCGAGACAUUGGACUGUACUUGGUCGGUAGGGAAACAGGGACUGAAAAGAUCCCGCAAGAGGCGCUGGGAUAUUGCCUGCGGGGGGGCCACCUCUUCAAAAGACCCACCAAAUUCGCAAUACCCAUGAGGGUGCUGUGCGAUUCGGAGGAGAGAAGGGUGGUCAUAGAAGAGUUACACGAUGGGGUCGUUGGAGGUCACAGAGGGGUUAAAGGCACUUUCGAUAAGGUCCGCAGGCUUUAUUGGUGGGACGGGCAAUACGCCGAAGUGGAGAAGUACUGUUCUACCUGUGAAGCUUGCCAGAAAAGGGCGACGGUUCGAUACAAAGAACCCUUAGUUCCGUCGCUUCCCACGGUCCCAGGCGAGAAGGUCCAUAUCGACUUGGUGACCAUGCCGAAAGGGGUCGGCGGGCUUCGGUACAUUAUCAACGCCCGGGAUGACCUCACCGGCUUCGUAGAAGCAAAGGCCAUUAAGAAUAAGACUGCGGAGGAGGUGAGCGAUUUUCUCCUAGAGUAUAUCACGUGAUAUGGGUGUGUCGGGAGAAUAGUCAUGGAUAGGGGAGCUGAGUUCUUGAGCCAAAAGGUAAAGGGAUUGUUAGAAAAAGCAGGGAUCG